UUGGCAUUGCAUUCUUUGUAUUCGAAAUAAAACAACAACAUGAAAUCAGCGGUCGAACGAUUAAAUUCGACAAAUCAAUUGAAUGAAAUCGUUUACUGUAAAGGAAGGGUAAUAAUCGCUGGGUCGACAACAACUAAUGAAGAUAGCGAUUCCGAGGAAACGAAGAGUGGUGUCACUGUCAGUGGAUUCAAUUUGCGAGAGUACAGGAAGAAGAAGCCAGAGACCUAUCGACAAGCUGGGGAUGAUAUUUUAGAAUUUAUGGAGGAGGGCCUCAUUAAUCCAACGGUCGUGUUGACCGUCGGGCUGACGAACGUAAAUGACGCGUUGGAAUUCAUUUUGAAAAAUAAGAAUCCAGGAAAAGUUAUCGUCAAUGUGAAAGAUAGAUAGAUUAUAAAUAAAAAACUGCUGAUCGAAACGAAGUAUUCUGCAUAAUAUUAAGCCUCAAGAUUUUUGUUAUGUAUAUACGUUGAUUUAUAUUUAUUGUUUCAAUAAAUAUUUUUACAAUGAGAA
Molecule: messenger RNA, 510 nt
Organism: Ceratina calcarata
Lineage: Eukaryota; Metazoa; Arthropoda; Insecta; Hymenoptera; Apidae
Exons: 3
Coding region: 40-387 (115 amino acids)
Source: RefSeq, a predicted model, not a curated record